AUGGCCCAGCGAUUAGGUGGUUUUCCAGUCCCUGAGGGUUCUCCUAGACCUGUGGUGGUUGUUAAUCAUGCUGUGGGUGUUGAGUCUGCCAAGGCUCGAUCUUUAGGAGAUUCUAGUAAGAAGAGGCCGCGUCAUCAUGGUGGUUAUAGUGGUUUUAGCUACAGGGCUGGGGCCCAAGGCGGUGCUCAGUCAGGCUACGGUGGAUCUCAUCAGUCCAGGGGUGGACACCAGUCAGGUAGAGGCGGUUCUCAAGCCUCCAGAGGAGGGGCACAGUCGGGUCAGAGUGGCCACGGUGGUGGUCUUUGGUAUUCUUUUUUGGGUAGACCCGAGGCUGAGGCCUCUAAUGCUGUGAUCUCAGGUAAUGUUUCUGUUGAUCAUCGACCUUCUUCUGUCUUGUUUGAUCCAGGGACUUUCUCUUAUGUAUCUACCUAUUAUUCUGUUGGUUGGGAUUUGACUAGUGACCGUCUUGAUGUGCCUGUUCAUUUAUCUACUCUGUCUAAGCAAUUGGACUAA
This is a messenger RNA of Lycium ferocissimum, 513 nucleotides long. RefSeq lists its product as uncharacterized. The transcript has 4 exons. The record is from RefSeq and is a predicted model, not a curated record. Lineage: Eukaryota; Viridiplantae; Streptophyta; Magnoliopsida; Solanales; Solanaceae. Bases 1 to 513 code for a protein of 170 amino acids.